Messenger RNA from Ananas comosus (pineapple), 891 nucleotides. RefSeq lists its product as uncharacterized. The record is from RefSeq and is a predicted model, not a curated record. NCBI's taxonomy places the organism in Eukaryota, Viridiplantae, Streptophyta, Magnoliopsida, Poales, Bromeliaceae. The coding region runs from base 1 to 891 and encodes 296 amino acids. The transcript has a single exon.
AUGCGGCAGCAAGGGGAGCAGAUAGGACGGCUCCAUGAGUUCGUGGCCCGACAGGCGGCGGCGGCUGCACCUAUACCUCAGGACCCGCCCGCACCUGUGGCACCUACUCCAGCGGUGGCGGCGACACCAGUGACGGCUAUUCCUCCGACUGCUUCGGGUUCUUCGGCUCCUAUCCCGGAGGCACUUGAGGCUGAGCAGGAGCGGUCGUUGGCGGUGUUGACGGCCUUCAAACGGUUCAACCUAUCGACUUUCGACGGAGAUGUGAAGGAUCCGUGGGUGAUGAAGAAUUGGUUGGUCGCGAUGGAGGCGUUGUUCGAGGAUAUUUACACCCUUGAGAAGGAUAAGGUUCACCUUGCGGCCCAUUGUUUCGAGGGGUCGGCUCGGUUAUGGUGGACGCAAGCGAAGAAAAGUCGAUCGUUGGAUCUUGCUUCCGUUACUUGGGAGGCAUUCCGGGAGAUGUUGCUCAUGGAGUAUUUUUUCGAAAGCGACAAGCGGAAGAUCAAGGAGGACUUCCGCAAACUCAGGCAAGGAAACCGAUCGGUGCGGGAAUACGAGAGAGAGUUCUCGCACAUGGUUAAUUGUGUGCCGGGAUUGGUUCAUGGUGACCGAGACCGAGCGGAAGUCUUCGAGAGCGGGUUGUGGCCCGAGAUAUUCAAGGUCAUUCAUGCCUUCCGAUUGAAGACCUACGAGGAUGUACUCGAUCGCGCGCUAUGGGUGGAGCGCGGCAACGCCAUUGCGCGCGAGGAGCGCGAGGCUUUUGAGAAAGACAAGGACAGGGAGAAGUCCAAGAAGCUACCGGCUGGUGGUUCCCUGGGGCAGUCGAGUUCCAAGCGACCCCCUCGGUACCCAAGAUCGCAAUUGCGGGGAGGCAGAGGCCAGACAAGGAGUUAG